Messenger RNA from Cyclospora cayetanensis, 1227 nucleotides. RefSeq names its product tip elongation aberrant protein 1. Bases 1 to 1227 code for a protein of 408 amino acids. Gene Ontology annotation, molecular function: protein binding. The record is from RefSeq and is a predicted model, not a curated record. The transcript has 2 exons. Lineage: Eukaryota; Apicomplexa; Conoidasida; Eucoccidiorida; Eimeriidae.
AUGGAGCCUCCCGUUGACUGUUUGAUUUCCGUGCCUAAGUUUGGUCCUCCUCCCCGAACAGAUCCCAGUGCCGGGGGGGGAGGGGGGCUAGGCAGAGGGCGUCGUCUAGUUGUCAGCAAGCUAAACACCGGAGGGGAUCCCCCUUCAGCGCGGGGAGGCCACACGGCCACUCUAGUAGGGGACAAGAUAUACUUGUUCGGGGGUCACGAGCUUAGGGGUGCAGACAAGGGGUUUGCUUAUCACAACGCCGUUUUCGUGCUGGACCUUAAAGGUCGCCGCUGGGUGCCCUUCAAGAAGCAGAAAGGGACGCCUGCAGCCCCCCGCUAUGGUCACACUGCCUCUCUCUUCCGCUCCCGCAUUAUUAUUUUUGGGGGCAAGGGGGGGCCCAACCUCUACUUUCAAGACCUUAACGCCCUAGACGUAGACAAUGCAACGUGGUACAAGGGCCUCUCUCGUCGAGGGGACCCCGGCGCGCGCUUCUGGCAUUCUAGCAACAUAAGCGGGGACCACAUGUACGUAUUUGGGGGAGCUUGCGGCUCGACUUUGCUCGGUGACUUGCACGCACUGAACCUCACGACAAUGGAGUGGCAAGAGCUCAAGCCCAGGGGCAGGGCGCCUCGACCACGAGUUGCCCACGCCUCUGCCCUUGCGAACGGCUACCUCCUCAUCCAUGGGGGCAUGGCUAGAACAGUGCUGGAAGAUACGCAGGCCGAGGCUUCCGCACUAAAUGCUGCAGACCUUGCUACCUGGUAUUUAGGGGAUUUACAUGCCCUCUCCCUCUCUGCGCUAACCUGGCACCGCUUGAGGGUUCAAGGCGACCUUCCCACCCCCAGAAUGGGGCACACCCUCGCACCGCUCGGUAACAGUCUCCUUCUUUGGGGGGGCUGGCCUCAUCGUAACUCGACACGAGCAAGCAUGUACAACCCUGACAGCAAGCAACAAGAACUCAUGAUGGCUUCAGCACCCACGGAUUCUGAUCCAACAGCAGCGUUACUCCUGCAAAGCGAAGAGCCCCAAGAGAUUCCACUCCAGGAUGCGGCUGCGUUGUGCAGCUACACCGGAGAGUGGAGUCCUAUUUUUGUGCGAGGCAAAACACCAGCUUGUCGCUAUGGGCAUUCUCAAUCGGAAACCCCUAGUGGGGUUGUUGUCCUUGGCGGGUGGACCAGCCCAGUACCCUUAAUGGAGGCGCUACUAAUACAGGAAGAAGAAGAAGAAACUGCUUCUUAG